AUGGAGCACUGCCACUGCACUACCAUCGCGGUACCUCACGGAGACAAAUAUCUAGCCAUUGCCCGUGGCGCCGCACUCUGUAGAUUGGAAGGCAUCCGCCCAAAGACGCGAAGGAGUCGACGACACUAUGGAUUCAAACAAUGGAUUCCGUUCCGUAAAGGUAUUAAUCCAGAAGUUGAUGCGUAA
Talaromyces stipitatus ATCC 10500 is the source of this 186-nucleotide messenger RNA. RefSeq lists its product as uncharacterized. Lineage: Eukaryota; Fungi; Ascomycota; Eurotiomycetes; Eurotiales; Trichocomaceae. The record is from RefSeq and is a predicted model, not a curated record. The transcript has 2 exons. Bases 1 to 186 code for a protein of 61 amino acids.